This is a messenger RNA of Amyelois transitella, 2102 nucleotides long. RefSeq names its product porphobilinogen deaminase. Gene Ontology annotation, biological process: heme biosynthetic process. NCBI's taxonomy places the organism in Eukaryota, Metazoa, Arthropoda, Insecta, Lepidoptera, Pyralidae. The record is from RefSeq and is a predicted model, not a curated record. Gene Ontology annotation, cellular component: cytoplasm. Gene Ontology annotation, molecular function: hydroxymethylbilane synthase activity. Bases 240 to 1463 code for a protein of 407 amino acids. The transcript has 7 exons.
UAUCACAAGUCACAACAGCAGUCUGAUAAGAUUUCUAUCUCAGAUGGGUUACAUUUUUUGCUGAAUUAUCAAAUUAUCUGUACUAAAAACUUGUCCACUACAGUGUUAGUGACAAGUUUCGAGUUAUUUGUGUGAUAAUUUUGUUAAAUUAAUAUCUUUUUAUGUACUUUUUGACUGUUUUUACAUGACAUAACCUUAAAUUGCUCAAGUACUUAAUUUUACAUUUAUCUUGAGAAAUAAUGGAUAAUCAAGGGAAAAGAGUUGUAAAUGUCGGCUCCAGAAAAAGUGAGCUGGCUCUCAUACAAACCAAUUAUGUGAUUGACUGCCUCAAAAAGGUACAUUUUGACAAAGAAUUUAAUAUUGUAACCAUGACAACACUUGGCGACAGGAUAUUGAAUGUGUCCCUACCGAAGAUAGGAGAGAAGGCGUUGUUCACGAAAGACUUGGAGGAUGCACUGAGAAACAAUACAGUAGACUUUGUGGUACAUUCUCUCAAGGAUCUGCCUACUUCGCUGCCCGAGGGGCUGGCUAUCGGCGCUGUUUUUGAAAGGGAAGACCCACGCGACGCACUGGUAUUACGUGGAGAGUUUAAGGAUCACACCCUCUCAACGCUGCCGGAGGGCUCCGUGAUUGGAACGUCGUCACUCCGACGCACGGCACAGCUUAGAGGGUCCUACCCCCACCUGAGAGUGUCGGACGUGCGCGGAAACCUCAACACAAGGCUGAGGAAGUUGGACGCUGAAGAUAGUGAAUAUACCGCGUUGUUGCUCGCAAACGCUGGUCUACAACGGAUGGGGUGGGGAGACAGGGUGUCUAAGGUACUGCCCUGUUCGGAGAUGAUGUACGCGGUGGGACAAGGCGCGUUGGCAGUGGAAUGCCGAGCUGACAACGCUGAUAUAUUGGCCAUGUUGUCGCCUUUCAACCAUCCGGAGACUUACUGCAGAGUUCUAGCUGAGAGGAGCUUCCUCAAGACUUUGGGCGGUGGCUGCAGUGCGCCAGUCGGGAUCUCAACAAGACUGAAACCUUUUGACACAAAAUUUAAAUUAACUAUAUCAGGAGCUGUGUGGAGCAUGGAUGGUUCUACCAAAAUAUCCCACACUAUGGAACAAACAUUUGACCAAAUAAAAAAAUCCACUAAACAUAAACACAGUCCAACUGAAGAAAAUGGCGCCAAAAAGUUCAAAGGCGAGACCAGCGACGUCAACCCUAUCGAAGAAUUAAAUCGAAGGAUUUCAAAUAGAGAAGCCGGAAGUUGUGAAGAUACCACAGAGAAAACAGAAUUAGCCAAUUCCAAUUUAGAACUGUUUUGCGGCUUGACCGAAAAUAUAAGUAUGCCGAUAGACGUGAUAAAGAAAUGCGAUGAACUUGGCAAAGAAUUGGCGGAAAAUUUGAUAUCGCAAGGUGCUAUAGAGGUUAUGAAAGUGACACAAGAUAUUAUAAGGAGUUCUGUAACAAAAAGCUGAUCUUUGUAUGUAUUUUUGUACAUAUUAUAUUGGGCUGUACAAGUUGUACGUUGUUUAUUUAAGUUUUUGUUAAAAUUAGUAAAAUUACAAUCAUGUUAUGUACCCUUCAUAUUUUUAUGUGGGUGCAGUCCACAAAAUGUAUUCUGUUGGUUCAUAAUGAGUUGAAAACAAACAUUGUUUUUUUUCUAAUCCCAAUAAAUUCAUUCGGUUUGUUAAUUGGACCAAUUUACAUUCUUUAUGGCCAUGACAAUGAAAUGAACAAAAGUUAAGUAUUUUUAAAAUAUUGAAAAUUAAAAUUUUUACCUCUAUUUUUAUUGGGGUUAAAAAGGGACUAGAAUUUAAUUAUUAUUGUAUGUUUUACAUUUUACGUGGGUAUUAUGUAAGUAUAUUCUAUUAGAAGUUUAUCCUUUUAAGUUGGUAUUUUGUUAAUAAAUUAUUAUUUUUAUGGUUGACCCUUAUCACAGAAUCAUAAGGUUCAAUUUGCUCAUUUUACGUACUUGCGUAAUUGACAUAGUUUAAUUACUCUCAGUUCCUUUUAUAAAAAAAGCCGUAGAAGCAAAUCUUUACAUUGAAAAAAAACAAUUUGUCGCCAGUUAAAAUACAUAAGUCUCAAAUUUUACAAAUGAUCUAAAAUUUGAG